Molecule: messenger RNA, 192 nt
Organism: Colius striatus (speckled mousebird)
Lineage: Eukaryota; Metazoa; Chordata; Aves; Coliiformes; Coliidae
Product: gallinacin-9
Exons: 2
Coding region: 1-192 (63 amino acids)
Biological process (GO): innate immune response in mucosa; defense response to Gram-negative bacterium; defense response to Gram-positive bacterium
Cellular component (GO): extracellular region
Molecular function (GO): CCR6 chemokine receptor binding
Source: RefSeq, a predicted model, not a curated record
AUGAAAAUCCUUUUCUUCCUUGUUGCUGUUCUCUUCUUCCUCUUCCAGGCUGCUCCAGCUUACAGCCAGGAAACUGCUGACACUGUAGCAUGCCGGCAAAACCGAGGCUUCUGCUCCUUUGUUGCCUGCUCUGCUCCUCUGGUUGACAUUGGGACCUGCCGUGAUGGGAAGCUGAAAUGCUGCAAAUGGUAA